CAUCGCCUCCACCGCAUGGUUCUCUCUGCAGCUCCCGGCCUGCUCCGCCAGAUCCUUGCUCUGCGCUCCGGUGUGGGCGUGGCUCUGCAGGGUCGAAGUGUCCAUUCGAGCGUGGCCGCUGACAGCCCCAGCAGCACCCAGCCCGCUGUGUCCAAGGCUGGAGCCGUGGUCCCCAAACCCACCACGCUUCCCAGCAGCCGGGGCGAGUAUGUGGUGGCCAAGCUGGACGACCUCAUCAACUGGGCCCGCCGGAGUUCCCUGUGGCCCAUGACCUUCGGCCUGGCCUGCUGCGCCGUGGAGAUGAUGCACAUGGCGGCGCCCCGCUACGACAUGGACCGCUUCGGCGUGGUCUUCCGCGCCAGCCCGCGCCAGGCGGACGUCAUGAUCGUGGCCGGCACGCUCACCAACAAGAUGGCCCCGGCCCUGCGCAAGGUCUACGACCAGAUGCCGGAGCCUCGCUACGUCGUGUCCAUGGGCAGCUGUGCCAACGGAGGCGGCUACUACCACUACUCGUACUCCGUCGUGAGGGGCUGUGACCGCAUCGUGCCCGUGGACAUCUACGUCCCAGGUCUCCCCACCCGAAGAGUCUUGGCUUGUAUCCAGAUGUUGGAGCAGGCUGCUGCCGAAGCCUGGCCUGAGCCGGCGGGGGGGGUGCUGCAGGCACCUGCCAGCUUUAAACUACAUUUCAUGUACGAGACCAGAAAAACAGCCAAAAAUAAGGGAACCGUGUGCACGGUUCUCAUUCUCGCCAAGGAGAGCGAGACUCCCCUGGCCCCAGAUUGCCGGGGUGGCCAGACUCAGGAAAUAAAAAUCCAGGGCCCCCCCCCCCCACCUUGAUAUCUGUCGGGAAACGAGUAAUAGUUUUCUUGGCGUCAGUAAGUACGUCUCCUAUGACGCGUGUGGUACACGGACACUGGAGAAGCACUGACUGUUUGUCUCAGGUGCACAGUCACUGGCGUCCUGUGUGUUACCUGGCCACCCGUGGGCCCCAGGCAUCCUCCCCGCCGGUGGUUGGAGGUCAGGGGUCGGUGCAUAGCCUGCGGACGGGCUCAGUGCCGGCACCGAACACCCGGCCCGAGUGUCCGCAGAGCAGGGGUGCUCAAGGCCGCAAUUCCACGUCCCCCGAGAAGCCGAAGUCCCGCCUGGCAUCUCACGAGGCAGAGGAAGGGGUUUUGACGUUGGAGUCGAGUUCACCGUGACAUGGUGUUGAUUCGUUUCGCAUUCUGCGGAUCUCCACGCCGGGCCCCGGGCAGCCCCCAGGCCGGGGGGACGGAGCCGGUCUGGUAGGGAGGGCACGUAGGACCCCCCUGCGGGCCAGGGGCCAGGCCCCGGUCAGUUCCCCUGCUGGGGACAGGGACUAUAGGGGAGCAUUUCUCCAGGGCUGCCCGUCGGUCUGUGGACCAUAUGGGCCUCCCUGCCCGCCCCCGCCCACUCUUUGAAGGGCCCGCCACCAGGUGAGUGUGACCCAGGGUCAGGAGGCAGGCCGCACGUGUCCCGCCAGGGGUCUCUGAGCCGGGUCGUGGCAAUAGCGGGCAGGGCGGCUUGGCCCAGGAGGGGUGGCCCCGGCCUCCCCACUGGCCAGGGCUUGGAGGCCAGGGUCAGGAUCCGGGCACCGCCCAUCUUGCUGGCUCCUGCCCCGUGAUGGGCCAGACCCGCCGCCCAGGCAGUACCGACGAAAGCCGGUACUGGAGCGGGGGCCCCGCCUCACCCUUCGCCUGGACCCGGCUCUGCAGCCCUCGGCGAGGCCCUUUGACUUGCAUCCUGGCUCAGGCACCCUCUGCCGAGCGGCGGUAGAAAACGAGGGUCAGCGGCCCCGGCAGGGAGGAUGGGCACGGGGUCUACAAUGCAGUCGCUGGUCCGGGAUAGCCUAGGGCCAGGGGGCCCCCCUCCCUGCCACAGGGAAACUGAGGCACACCCCCCCACGCAGGCUGCCCGCCCACGGCUGAGGCCCUGCUCUACGGCAUCCUGCAGCUGCAGAAGAAGAUCAAGCGGGAGAAGAGGCUCCGCGUCUGGUA
Messenger RNA from Panthera uncia (snow leopard), 2015 nucleotides. RefSeq names its product NADH:ubiquinone oxidoreductase core subunit S7 (gene NDUFS7). The transcript is spliced from 7 exons. The coding region runs from base 16 to 837 and encodes 273 amino acids. NCBI's taxonomy places the organism in Eukaryota, Metazoa, Chordata, Mammalia, Carnivora, Felidae. The record is from RefSeq and is a predicted model, not a curated record. Gene Ontology annotation, biological process: electron transport coupled proton transport; aerobic respiration; mitochondrial respiratory chain complex I assembly. Gene Ontology annotation, molecular function: 4 iron, 4 sulfur cluster binding; NADH dehydrogenase (ubiquinone) activity; quinone binding.